AUGGAUCGGCUGAAAAAGCAGAGGACACCCCAGCGGUCAACCAUGACAAGAUUGAUCAACGAGUUGGACGCCGAGCUGGGGAAACAAGAACCAGAUGUCAGCUUCAUUUACGGCAAGAUGACUGUUUUGGAGCAAGUUCGGGAAAAAGUCGCCGAGCUCGACAAAGAAAUUCUGGAUGCGAUUCUUGAUGACGAAUUCGCAGAAGAAACAGCCUAUGCAGAUGAAAACAAUAGAAUUAUGGAGUAUAUAGAAAAGCAUUCCAAUAUCAAGGUCCGUGUUGAGAUGGUAUUGGCAAAUGGAUGUGCAUCAUCAACCCCACCAGCAAGUACCAAUAGUUACGCCAGUGUUCACACCGAUACAGAUCACAAGAAGAAUUACAAAUUGCCGAAAAUCCAGUUGAAGAAAUUCAAUGGAGAGUUGACAGAGUGGCUGGGCUGGUGGGCGCAAUUCAAGAAAAUUCAUGAGGAUGAUGGUCUACACGAUUCGGACAAAUUUCAAUAUUUGAUCCAGUGCAUUCCCCAAGGAACGAGGGCGAGAGACCUGGUGGAUAGCUACCCCCAGUCAGAAGAGAACUAUCCCAAAGUUAUCAGAGCAUUACAAGAUCGCUUUGGGAAGUCAAGAUUAUUGAAACAAGUAUAUGUGAGAGAGAUGUUGAGGAUGGUCAAUGUCAACGCCAAUCAAAAGGUGGAGUUGUCAAAAAUGUAUGACCGUCUCGAAUCACAAUUGAGGUCGCUCGAGAGUCUUGGAUCCACAUCCGAUAAUGCAGCAGAGUUCUUGUAUCCGAUGGUGGAGUCCAGCCUCCCGGAAGAAACUCUCAUCGCCUGGCAAAGGAGCUCUUUCUAUGGAAAAGAUGGGAGUACAGCGACGCCACCGAGAACAGAAUUGGAUUACCUCAUGGACUUCAUCAAGCAAGAAGUUGAAGCCGAAGAAAUGAGGAAGUUGGUGAAGAUUGGAUUUUCUGAGUCAAAAGAAACCAAGAAAGAAAGUCAUGGGCAUCGAGAAAAGAAAGCAGCGAAAGAUGUCCCAACAGCCGCAAGUUUGUCGGUCAACUCGAAGAUCCCGACGUGUGCAUUUUGCGGCAAAAGUAACCAUCCCAGCCAGGAUUGUUACCGAGCCAGAACAAUGAAUAAAGAACAAAGAGAUCAGAAAAUCAAGGAGAGUCGUGCUUGCUUCUCGUGCUUGAAGCAAGGUAACAUAUCCAAGAAUUGUAGGAGUCAUGUGAGCUGCCCAAUCUGCAACAGGAAACAUUAUGCAAUUAUGUGUCCAGAUAAGCGAACUGAAGGAGAAAUUCGAGAGUUAUCGCAAGAGGUCCAAGGAAUGACGCUCACCCCGACGAUGAUCAACUCGACCGACAGCAAGCUUAUACUAAUGAAAACUCUCCACGUCCGAGUCAAAGGGUUCACUGGAGAGGAACAAGUGGUCAGAUUAUUAUUUGACGAAGGGAGUCAACGAAGCUACGUGAAGACCUCCCUCGCCAUCAAGUUAAAGUGCCCCAUCGUUGGACAGUUAUCUCUGCAAAAUACUUUAUUUGGCGGACAUACGAUGGGAAUUAAAGUGAAGAAUAACCAUCGAGUUAUUUUAAAACAAGUUGGAGGUGCCUUUUCUCAAGAAGUAAUCCUCAUUAAUGAAGAUAAAAUUUGUAGUGGAUGCCCUGCUGUCCCCACUGGUCCGUGGAUUUCUGAACUCGCAAGUAAGAAGAUAUAUAUUUCCGACAUGUGGAGCGGAUCAUCAGAGAUCGACAUCUUAAUUGGAAGUGAUCUGUGGGGAAAAUUGAUGACUGGUAGGAUGUAUAAAUUGAAGAAUGGACUCAUCGCAGUGGAAUCUGUCUUUGGGUGGACAUUAAGUGGAGAGGUGCCAGUUCAACCAAGCAAGAGUUAUGCUGCCACCGUCAUACCCAUGAUGACAAUUGAUGAGAAGUCUCUACCCAAUUUGUGGAAUCUUGACACAAUUGGAAUUAAAGAUACAGCCGAGAAAAUAAGUCAAGAGGAACACGACAUGAAAGUGAAAAGUCUGUUCCAACAACAAAUAACACGUGACGACCAUGGAAGAUAUGAAGUUAAACUCCCAUGGAUUUCGAAUGACAUCUCCCUUCCAAGCAAUCGAGGCGUGGCGGAAAAGAUGCUUGUGUCGUCAACACAGAGACUGAAGAGUAAAGGCGACUACAACAAAUAUGACCACGUUUUCGAGGAGUGGGAGCAAGAAAGAAUUAUUGAGCGAGUGGAAGAGAAUUGUGCAGAAAAGGAUCAUUUUCUCCCACAUCGACCAGUUUUCAAGCCGGUGAGUGCUACGACACCCGUCCGGCCAGUUUUUGAUGCAAGUUGCAAAGUAGGAAAGAAUCCGUCCCUCAACCAGUGCCUGGAGAAGGGGCCGAACAUGUUGGAGCUCAUUCCCUCCAUAUUGCUGCGCUUCAGAGAGAAGAAAAUUGGGAUCAUCUCUGACAUAAGGAAAGCGUUCCAAAUGGUGGGAGUGGCAAGUGAAGACCUGAACUUCCAGAAAUUUCUUUGGUGGAAGGAUCCGAUCAAUGAAAUCAUCAAAGAGUAUCGACACACCCGAGUGGUAUUUGGCCUAAACUGUAGCCCAUUUAUCUUGGCAGCCGUGUUGGAACAUCAUCUGAGUCAAGUUGAACCAGAUUUCAAAACCGUGGCAGAGCUGCUCAAGAAAUCCUUGUAUGUCGACAACUGUGUGGUAUCGCUCGACACUGAUGAAGAAUAUGAAGAGUUCAGGCAGAAGUCCAUUACAUUAUUAGCCGAGGCGAAAAUGGACCUGCGCCAGUGGGAGCGAAGCAAUGACUUGAAUAAUGUGACCACGACAGUAUUAGGAAUGAAAUGGGACAAGUCUGAAGAUAAGUUGUUCUGUCAAAUGCCGAAAACACUUGAAGACGAUCUGGUAGUUACCAAGAGAAGUGUACUAUCAUUGGUAUCGCAAAUAUUCGACCCGUUGGGAAUAUUGUCGCCAGCCCUCCUCCAGCCCAAGUUGAUGCUGCAGGAAUCGUGGGCAAUGGAUUUAGAAUGGGACGAGCCCUGGAAUCAAAAUCAAGUUAAGAAGUUUAUGGAAUGGUGGGAGGAACUGGGCGAAUUGGGCAAGAUUCAAGUUCCAAGACAAGCAUUCGGCCCACACCCACCUGAUAAGAUUCAGCUUCACAUCUUUACCGACGCGAGUGUGCAGGCUUACGCAGCCGUCGUGUUUGUUCGAGUCAAGAGUGGAAGCAAAGUGACCGUGCAAUUGUUGAUGUCAAAGUCACGAGUGUCACCUCUGGACAAUAAGAAGGCCAAGAAGUUGACCAUACCGAGAGCAGAAUUACUUGGUGGGUUAAUUGGAUCAAGAUUAGGACAAACAAUUAAGGAAGCGCUGUCCAUGGAGAAAGUUGAGUGUCACUACUGGACCGACUCAACAACUGUUUUAGCAUGGAUUAAGCGAAACGAAAAUUACGGGACUUUUGUUGGAAAUCGAGUCCGUGAAAUAAACAAAUUAACAAGACCAGAGCAGUGGAGGCACGUGCCAGGUAUAAUGAACCCAGCAGAUCUUCCGUCCCGAGGGUGCUCUCCUUCCGCUUUAUUGGAAACCAAAUGGUGGGAGGGACCCAGAUGGCUAUACGAGGAUGAGAAGAAGUGGCCUCAACAAAAUUUGAAAUAUGACGAAGAUGAAGUGGCGAAGGAGCUGAAGAAGUGUGAAAUCAUGAUGGUGACCACUGUCGACCCCAGUUCCCCAAGAUUCUCCACAUAUUUGAAGAACAUUCGUGUAGCUGGUUGGAUAAGACGAUUCAUUAACAAUGCGAGAAAUAAGAAAGAGAAUCGUUCAACCAGCAUAUAUCUCAUCAUGAGUGAAAUGAGAGCUGCAGAAUUGGACGUCGUGAGAAGCAUUCAACAACGACAUUACAACAUAAAGUCACCAGUGAUGGGGAAUAUUCAAGUCGAGAUUCAAGAUGAUGGAUUAUGGCAUGUCAAGACAAGAUUGACCUACAAGGAAGACUCAAUAUUAUUUCGGAGCCCAAUUUUGUUGCCAAAUUCUGACCCAAUUACUCAUCAAUUAAUUAUGUAUAUCCAUAUGAGUAAUUGUCAUGCUGGGACUCAGUUUGUUCUUGGGAAGUUACGCGAGCGAUACUGGAUCCCAAGUGGAAGGAAAACAGUAGGUUCUCGCGAACGGAUCGAUCUUCAGUAUGCAUUUCAAACUACGGGAGUCGACCUCGCAGGACCAUUAGUGAUGAAGGGAGGGAAGAAACUUUGGAUUGUUUUAUAUACCUGUGCUGUCUAUCGCGGUAUAUAUUUGGACAUCGUAGACUCGCUCAGCAGUGAAGAUUUUUUGGAUUCUUUGGAGAAAUUUUGCUGUCUGAUUGGGCGACCUUCAAACAUCUUCAGCGAUAACGGAACCGAUUUUGUUGGCGCCGUCAAUUUAAUGAAGAAGCUGAAUUGGAUCAAAUUGGAAGAAUUAUUGCAAGUCAAGAAAAUCAACUGGACUCUAAAUCCUCCCAGUUCACCGUGGUGGGGAGGGUGGUGGGAACGGCUUGUUCGAAGUGUAAAAGAAUUGCUGAGAAGAAUGUUGGGAACGGCGAAGCUGACCAGGAAGGAGUUGGAAAGUUGUAUGGCGUCUAUCUCAUACACCAUCAACAAUCGACCGUUGACCACAUUAACGGAAGACGACGAGGCUCUCAUUCCUCUAACUCCAGCCAUGUUUAUGAAAGACUUACCAGUCGCCGGUCUACCAGAACAUGACCUGAUUGUCGGACGGACGAUUGGAGAAAGUUAUAAGAAGAUUCAAAAUUUGAAGCGAGCCUUGAGGGAAAGAUUUCGCAAAGAAUAUCUUGCCAACCUAGUCCAACACCGAAGCGAGAAGAAGACGCCUACGCCUGAGGUCGGUGACGUCGUGCUGGUGGGGCAGGAUAACAAGAAGAGGUUCGAGUGGCCACUCGGGCGGAUAUUGGAAGUCUAUCCAGGUAGAGAUGGAAAUGUCCGAGUUGCCAAAGUCAAGACCAAGUUGGGGUCAUUAUUGAGACCGCUCCAGCGUCUCUACCCAUUGGAAGUACCCCACCCUAAAUCAAUUGAAGUCACACAAGCGAUCAAAGAUAACGCUAAAGAGAGUACCAAGCAAGAAGAAUUAAAUGAAGGAGAUCACGUCUACAAAACCAGGAGCGGACGUGAAAUCGCCAUACCAAGCCGCUAUGGAAGUUGGAAUAAAUAG
Messenger RNA from Folsomia candida, 5175 nucleotides. RefSeq lists its product as uncharacterized. The transcript has 2 exons. Gene Ontology annotation, molecular function: nucleic acid binding. The record is from RefSeq and is a predicted model, not a curated record. Bases 1 to 5175 code for a protein of 1724 amino acids. NCBI's taxonomy places the organism in Eukaryota, Metazoa, Arthropoda, Collembola, Entomobryomorpha, Isotomidae. Gene Ontology annotation, biological process: DNA integration.